CGAAAAGUGCCGAGAACAAGGGUAACCUUCAAAUAUAUGAUGUUCGCGAAGAUCCGGAACAAAUUGCCAAAAUGGGCGAAAUAUCAGAACUUCUCGUGGCGGGUGGUUACUUUCGGGCACGAAUCAAAGGACUGCAUAAUUUUGACAAGAUUAUCGGUGGAAUGUGCUGGGCAAUACAAAUGUGCAAUGUUGACCUUGAUAUUGACAUCUUCUACCAGGAGACCUUGUCUAUUGGACAGAAAAUUGCUUUAACGGAAAAGAUUGUCCGCGUCUUGCAGAAGAUGAAGUGCCCUUUCAAGCUUGAGCCCCAUCAAAUACAAGGUCUUGAUUGCAUUCACAUUUUCCCUGUAAUUCAGUGGCUAGUGAAGAAAUCAUUUGAAACUCGCCAACAAACCUCUGACUACAUUCGAGCUUACGCAGCCUGGCAAUUUAACCGACACUACAACCACAAAGACUCAUCAAGCGGCUCUGUGAUAUUUUCAGAUGCGGUAAUGGCCAACCAGCUGGUUGAUCCCAUCAAGGCUCAACUUCGUCGGCGUUUUGUUCAUCCAACGCGUGAAAAGUUGCAGGGGGAGGAUGUGCGCACCAGGACCACCAUGCUCGAGUACGGUGUUCUGGGCACUGGCUCUAGUCAACGACUAAUCACCCAGUCAGGCUCAGAUGCAAGGAGCCCCACCAAGGCGAACCAGUCGCAGGUUUCGCNGUUGCAGGGGGAGGAUGUGCGCACCAGGACCACCAUGCUCGAGUACGGUGUUCUGGGCACUGGCUCUAGUCAACGACUAAUCACCCAGUCAGGCUCAGACGCAAGGAGCCCCACCAAGGCAAACCAAUCGCAGGUUUCGUCCAGUCAGCAGAAGCCUCGAUCGGAGUCUGACAGCCAGAUGGUGGAAAACUUGCUAAGCUCUAUGACUGAAAUGGAUGAAAAUGAAGCAUCAAACUUUGCCAAACUUUCUUCCUCCNAGAUGGUGGAAAACUUGCUAAGCUCAAUGACUGAAAUGGAUGAAAAUGAAGCAUCAAACUUUUCCAAACUUUCCUCCUCUUUUGUUGGCUCAAUUCUCAGCGAAAAUUCAGAGGAAAUUAAAAGAAUUGCUGAAGGGCUUGAAAAGAAAAAUGCCACUGCUUUGAGCAUUGAUGCGCUCUUCUUGAAGAAGGAAGCUAAGCUCAAGAAUGAAAUUUCCAUUCGUCGAGCCGAGUUGUCUAAACUGUCGCAAUCAAAUAUUGAUGAAAAGCUUCAAACAGUCAAAGAAAAACUAGAAAUGAUAGACGGCAAGCUGAAAGAGACUGAAGAAAUGGAGAAGAAUGAGAGUUCUGAAAUGAAAGCUGAAAAACUGCAAAUAACUGAAUUGCUCAGUGCUUUACGGAAGCAAAAAACCGAGCUUAAACAGUUUUGUCGUGAUGAAAAGCAACGACUUGAAGCUCAAAUUGAACUACUCGACAGCAAAAAGGCUGACAAUCCUGAGCUUAGCGACAAAGUCAAAGCAAUUGAUAAGGACUUGCAAGUACACCAGGAAAGACAUGAUAGUAUCAAGAAGAAGCUUGCUGACGUCAAUAAAAGAUACGUAACGCUUCAAAGGAAGUUUGACGAUGUGCCCACCAGAACUGAACUGGGACAGUAUCAAAAGCGCUUUCUUGAGCUGUACAAUCAACUGUCAAACAAACACAAUGAAACAAAAAAGUUCUUCACUUUGUACAACAUUUUGUCUGAAGAGCGCAGCUAUCUGGAGAAAGAGUUCAACUUGAUCAACUCAAUUUUAGACAACUUUAAAAAUGCAAUGGUAAAAGAGGAGUUUGUUGUAAAGUUUGAACAAAUUGUCGAGUCUAUCAUUCAAAACAAGACUAAAAUACAACAACGACUAGCAUUAGAAAAGACAAAGAGAGACCAGCUAAAUACUGAAUACAUCGACUUAGUUGAGCAGCAACGACUUUACUUUAAGGCAGUUAAGGAGUUCAAAGAGGAAUGCAAGAUAAAUGAGCAAUUGCUUGCCCGUUUGGAGAGCAGUUCUACCUGA
Rhagoletis zephyria (snowberry fruit fly) is the source of this 2009-nucleotide messenger RNA. RefSeq names its product coiled-coil domain-containing protein 93-like. Gene Ontology annotation, biological process: Golgi to plasma membrane transport. Lineage: Eukaryota; Metazoa; Arthropoda; Insecta; Diptera; Tephritidae. The record is from RefSeq and is a predicted model, not a curated record.